ACUAACUAGUAAUGGUGCAAGUGGGUCUUGAAUCGAUCCCACGAAUCGACAACGACACCGAGUUACAUGCAAUUUGUAUAAAAGACCAUGUGCUUCAUCUAUAUCCAUGCAUAGGUAUUAGUCCUCCCAAUCGAAUAGUCGAUUAAGUUACAGACGGUGAAUCGAAAAUCGAAAAGGACGUAUUCGUGAUGGCAACCGAACGCGCGACCUUCACCAACCCAAUCAUUCGCGGGUUCAACCCGGAUCCAACCGUCUGCGUAGUCCCCGCUACACCCACUACCCCAAGAAGAUAUUUCAUCAGUACAUCAACAUUUGAAUACUUCCCCGGUUGCGCCAUAUACGUCUCCGAGGACAUUGUGAAUUGGAAGCUAAUUGGCCAUGCACUGAAUCGUAGGAGUCAAAUCGACCUUCGCACUGUAGAGCCAGGUGCAGGAUCUUGGGCGAGCACAUUGCGCUACCGGCCCAAUGAGAAGCGCUGGUAUCUGAUCAAUGGACUCUUCCACAGAUAUCAACCGACUACCGACGAGCGUAUAUUCCCACGUGGAUUCUACGUCUACACAGACGAUAUUUACGAUGACAAUGCUUGGAGCGAUCCUGUCUACUUCGACAACCCAGGGUUCGAUCAGGAUGUCUUCUGGGAUGAUGACACCGGAAAGGUGUAUCUGUCUACGACGGUCAGAUUGGCUAACCGCACGCCUGGAUUGAAGUUGAAGGAUUUUGCAAUCCAUGCAUCCGAAAUUGACAUCAAGACUGGCCGGACUCUGACUCCGCCUGUUGUGUUAAGGCAAUCACCGUACGGUGUUGCGGAGGGAAGUCAUAUCAUGCGGAAAGGUGAUUAUUAUUACAUGUUUGUAGCCGAAGGCGGGACGGAGGCCGGACAUCAAGAAUGGGUGUUUCGAAGCACUGAAGGCCCGCUGGGGCCAUGGGAAAGCCAGGGCCAGCCAUUGUGGUACAAUGGUCCCGAUGAAGAAGUUCAGCGAACGGGCCAUGCGGAUGUUUUUGAGGAUGAUCAGGGGAAAUGGUGGGGUGUAUUCUUGGGUGUUCGGCCCGCGAUAGACGGUGGUAGAUACAUCGAACCCCAACUAGGACGGGAAACAUUCUUGGUCAAAGUUGACUGGGUGGACGAUUGGCCGGUUUUUAACGACGGCAAGAACAUUACAUUGGAGACCGAAGCGCACUACCCUUUAAACCAACUCGAGGGAACCGGCAGCAGUGAGAAUCUACGUUGGAAAGCAUCAUACGGAUUGGACAGCGCCCCUGAAGCAUUGGAACUGGGGUGGUACCAAAAGAACACUCCAAUCAAGAGCUGUUAUUCCUUACACCGCAACCCGGAUUACAUCCGCCUCUACGGAAAUUGCUACUCUCCUUCAAGUCCAGAAUGUCCAGCCAUGCUUCUCCGGAAGCAGAAAACAUAUAAUGAGACGUUCCACACGAAGCUACGGUUCAACCCGUCGCGGGCUGGAUACGAAGCUGGAGUUACCGUGUGGUGGAGCAUGUACUCACAUGCAAGCAUUGGUAUCACUGCAGCAAUCUCAGCUGAUACUUCUCCCUCAUCGAAACAGAUUGUUUGUCGUUUGCCUACUGGGAAAGCGGGGAAUUUGAAAGAGAUUGUAUUGCUACAUGAUAGCGAUGAGACCUCGGCGUUAGGUAACGCAGAUGAAGUGACUAUUACUGCGAAAGCCAGUCCCACGAAGUACAUACUUACCAUCGCUUUCAACAAUAUCACGAAGGAUAUUGAAUUCGAUGCAGAGAAACUCACAGUAGCACCGCCAGUCGGGGGUGCAUUCACAGGGACAAUGUGGGGUAUUUAUUCGUUCGGCCAAUGGGAGCCUGUGUUAGAUCCAGCAGACUUCAGCGACAUCUAUGUAGAAUGAUGCAUAAAGUGUAGCCAUGAUACCCUGGAAAAAGCUCCAC
This is a messenger RNA of Aaosphaeria arxii CBS 175.79, 1914 nucleotides long. RefSeq names its product glycoside hydrolase family 43 protein. Gene Ontology annotation, molecular function: hydrolase activity, hydrolyzing O-glycosyl compounds. The transcript is spliced from 2 exons. The record is from RefSeq and is a predicted model, not a curated record. Gene Ontology annotation, biological process: carbohydrate metabolic process. Lineage: Eukaryota; Fungi; Ascomycota; Dothideomycetes; Pleosporales. Bases 189 to 1874 code for a protein of 561 amino acids.